GUUUUCAGAAAUGUUCAGUCACGUUGAAACCUUGAGUAAGUGAGGAUGUCAGACCGUAAUCCUGGAUGUGACCUUGAUUUAGGAUGGGUGAACAGUGUGCGGAUAAAUUUACCAUCCGUGAAGAGACGUGCAGAGACCCUAGGCACUAAACGCACCGUCAAGAAGCAGUGGCAGGCAGCCUGGCUUCUGCGGGCAAUCACCUGCAUUGAUCUUACCACACUCUCAGGAGAUGACACAAAUGCUAACGUUCAGCGACUGUGUCACAAGGCAGCUCGUCCUGUGCGUCAUGACAUCAUCAAGGCCUUAGGUAUGGAGGAUGCAGGUGUCAUAUGUGGUGCAGUGUGCGUCUACCCGAGCCGUGUUGCUGGGGCUGUGAAGACAUUGGAGAAGAUUGGGGCCGACAUCCCUGUGGCUGCUGUUGCAACUGGUUUUCCAUCUGGGCAGUAUGCACUCAGGUCACGAGUGGAGGAGAUCGAGAUGGCAGUUGCAGAUGGUGCAAAGGAGAUUGAUAUUGUUAUAAAUAGGGAAAUGGCACUAACUGGCAACUGGAAAGGCCUGUAUGAGGAACUGAAGCAGAUGCACAAGGCCUGUGGAGAGGCACACAUGAAGGCCAUUCUUGCAGUAGGAGAUCUUGGAUCAAUGAACAAUGUAUACAAGGCUUCUCUUGUGGCCAUGAUGGCAGGAGCUGACUUCAUCAAGACAUCCACAGGCAAGGAAGGUGUCAAUGCCACACUGCCAGUUGGAGUUGUCAUGUGCCGGGCCAUUUGGGAGUACUAUGAAUGUACAGGACACAGGGUUGGGUUCAAGCCUGCAGGUGGAAUUCGAGCAGCCAAGGAUGCCCUCGUGUGGCUCGUUCUCAUCAAGGAAGAGCUCGGAGAUGCUUGGCUCAACAACCACAUGUUUAGGAUUGGUGCCUCUGGUCUUCUGGCUGAUGUUGAGCGACAACUUUUCCACUACGUUUACGGUCGUUACGCUGCAGUGUCUGAGCUUCCUAUGGCCUAAUAUUUGACAGAUUUGUAAGGAUUGAUGUUACAAGUUAAUUAAGUAUUACUUCAUCGUUAUUACAUUGUCUUAAUGAAAUUGAGUUCCUUCAUGUAGGUUUUAGUUUUAUGUUUUUUGUGCAUUCCAUUUCUCUCUCUUCAGGAUAUACUGGGGGACAGUUUUGCUAGAUGGACUUUUUGUAUUUGUUUUACAGGUCAUAGAAAUAUGAUAACCAAAAAAAAUAUAUAUUGUAAUACAUGUGCCAUUAUGAAAUCUAUUCUCCAAAUUGAAA
Messenger RNA from Penaeus chinensis, 1273 nucleotides. RefSeq names its product deoxyribose-phosphate aldolase-like. The record is from RefSeq and is a predicted model, not a curated record. Gene Ontology annotation, cellular component: cytoplasm. Gene Ontology annotation, biological process: deoxyribonucleotide catabolic process; carbohydrate catabolic process. Gene Ontology annotation, molecular function: deoxyribose-phosphate aldolase activity. The transcript is spliced from 7 exons. The coding region runs from base 46 to 1002 and encodes 318 amino acids. Lineage: Eukaryota; Metazoa; Arthropoda; Malacostraca; Decapoda; Penaeidae.